CAUGUUCUUGUCCGGCUGUACUCUACUAUUUCUCUAAAGUCUAAACUCCACUUUACUCUCUUCUUUACGAGUGUGUGUGUGAACUGUGAACUGCGAUCUGUGCCUGUGAAAGCUCUGACACCUGAAGAAAUUCCACACAGUUUCUCUUUCUCACAUCUCAAGUUUCAAAAGAAAAACAGAGAAAAGCAGGAGAAGAAAGUCCGGAUGGGAGAGGGCAGGGGCUCUACUUUGGUCUACAUCCUGGUCGUCGUUCUAAGCUUAGUUGCCUUUGGAUUCGCCAUUGCUGCUGAACGCCGCAGAAGCAUCGGUAGAGUUGUUACAGAUCAAUACAAUGCAAGCUACUGUGCUUAUAACUCAGAUGUUGCAACUGGUUAUGGGGUUGGUUCUUUCUUAUUCCUACUCUCAAGUGAAUCACUGCUUAUGGGUGUCACGAAAUGCAUGUGCUUCGGCAGAGCCUUAGCCCCUGGUGGAAAUCGAGCCUGGUCCAUCAUCUACUUCAUAUCAUCAUGGCUAACUUUUCUGAUAGCGGAGGCAUGUCUAAUUGCCGGAGCAGCAAAAAAUGCUUACCACACAAAGUACAGAGGGAUGAUUUAUGCCCAGAACCUCUCAUGUGAAACUCUGAGGAAAGGUGUUUUUAUUGCAGGAGCAGUGUUUGUGGUUGCAUCUAUGAUUCUUAACGUCUAUUAUUACAUGAACUUUACCAAAGCCACAGCACAAGCUGCUCGCAAAACCAAUCGUCCAAACUCGACAGUCGGAAUGACUGGGUACGCCUAAGACCAGGACAAUGAACCCAGAUAUUUCUUCAAGUUUUGCUUCUUGGGCUACAUGAAAUGAAAAUUUUGGUGGGUCUCUGAUUGUAUGAUGUAAUAGUAAACUGUCAGACAUUUUACUUAAUGCUAUUUACAGAUCCAAAAGAAGUGUUCUAAAUCUAAACCAUCUAUGAUACUACGAUCUACCUUGUGGACUGGACGAGACACGCACACCACACAUAAAUCGCAUUUACGGAUUGGCGAAUGGCGACUUGCCUUGUACCUAUUCCCUACAUCGAUCACAUCUUGUUUUCUUCCCGUCUCAUUUUAUGUGUAGUGUAACGCAUACGCUAUUUGUUUAUUUCCCACAGUUCAGUCAUUCAGUGUGCGUGAGACAGGUCCAGUUCA
Messenger RNA from Nelumbo nucifera (sacred lotus), 1157 nucleotides. RefSeq lists its product as uncharacterized. The record is from RefSeq and is a predicted model, not a curated record. Lineage: Eukaryota; Viridiplantae; Streptophyta; Magnoliopsida; Proteales; Nelumbonaceae.